AUGAGCGGGAGCACGGCCGGGAGCCGCCGUCAGGAGCCGCCGUCCUGCCCGGCCGCUCUCCUGCGUUUGAACCCGCACGUCUGGCUGCCUCGUCACGGCCUCCGAGCUGCAGCUGUUGGCGUUAUGGCCUCUGCCUGGUUCUCAUGCUCAGCGGUGUGCAUAUUUGAAGGCAGAACCUACUUUGAAGGACAAAGAGAAACUGUGUAUUCAAACUCAGGGGACUGCGUUCUGUUUGAGUGCAAGGGCCACAAAAUGCAGCGUAUUCCAAAAGACAUUUGUCCAAUUUUGAACUGCGCGGAAUCACAACAGAUCCCCUUAUCUCACAGUUGCUGCAAAAUUUGUAAAGGCCAUGACUUCUGUACUGAAGGACACAACUGCAUGGAGCACUCCGUGUGCCGCAACCUGGAUGACAGGGCUGUCUGCAGCUGCCGCGAUGGCUUCCGAGCCCUUCGAGAGGACAAUGCCUACUGCGAAGAUAUCGAUGAAUGUGCCGAAGGCCGACACUACUGCCGUGAGAAUACCAUGUGUGUGAAUACCCCUGGAUCCUUUAUGUGCAUCUGCAAAACUGGAUAUAUCCGCAUUGAUGACUAUUCGUGUACAGAGCAUGAUGAGUGUAUCACAAACCAGCACAACUGCGAUGAAAACGCUCUCUGUUUCAACACCGUGGGUGGGCACAACUGCGUUUGCAAGCCGGGUUACACAGGCAACGGGACCGUGUGUAAAGCAUUUUGCAAAGAUGGGUGUAGGAAUGGAGGAGCCUGCAUUGCGUCCAAUGUGUGUGCCUGCCCCCAAGGCUUCACUGGGCCCAGCUGUGAAACUGACAUUGACGAGUGCUCAGAUGGCUUUGUUCAGUGUGACAGCCGUGCUAACUGCAUUAAUCUGCCUGGCUGGUACCACUGUGAGUGCAGGGAUGGCUACCAUGACAAUGGGAUGUUUUCACCAAGCGGAGAAUCUUGUGAAGACAUUGAUGAAUGUGGAACUGGAAGGCAUAGCUGCGCCAAUGACACUAUUUGCUUUAAUUUGGAUGGUGGGUAUGACUGUCGAUGUCCCCAUGGCAAGAACUGCACAGGAGACUGUAUCCAUGAUGACAAAAUCAAACACAAUGGUCAGAUUUGGGUGCUGGAGAAUGACAGAUGCUCUGUCUGCUCAUGCCAGAGCGGCUAUGUGAUGUGCCGGCGAAUGGUCUGUGACUGUGAGAAUCCCACCGUUGACCUAUUUUGCUGCCCUGAGUGUGACCCACGGCUCAGCAGUCAGUGCUUGCAUCAAAGUGGAGAGCUUUCCUACAACAGCGGUGACACCUGGAUACAGAACUGUCAGCAGUGUCGCUGCCUGCAAGGAGAAGUUGAUUGUUGGCCCUUGUCAUGUCCGGAGGUGGAUUGUGAAUUCAGUGUCCUCCCCGAGAAUGAGUGUUGCCCACGCUGCGUCACUGACCCCUGCCAAGCGGACACCAUCCGUAAUGACAUCACCAAAACCUGCCUGGACGAAACCAAUGUCGUUCGCUUCACUGGAUCUUCUUGGAUUAAGCACGGCACAGAGUGCACCCUCUGCCAGUGCAAGAAUGGCCACGUUUGUUGCUCAGUGGAUCCACAGUGCCUUCAGGAACUGUGACACUAACAACCAGCUCUCACAAGCAGUUUCUGGUUAAAGAAUUUCCUUCACAAAAAAAAGAAAAAAAAGUUCUUUAGACCAAAAAUUUUACAAAAUCAAAACUGAAAUUAGAUUGGUUUUGUCCAUCUAAAGUGCAGGAAUGUGAUGAACUCAGUGAGGAGUCAGAGUGAAACUAAUGGGACUCAAGAAAAUCUCAGAUGUAUAAACCUUUGUGUGAGGUCAGGCCCAACUUCUGGCUAUUUAUAUGUCUGAAAUCAUUAUGCAGAAUAUUAGGUUAGUGUAAAAUGACACACUGUAAUGAUGUACAUAACAAUGUCAAGAUCAAAAAUGAACUAGGAGUCUUCUGAAGCUUGAGGGUCCAACACUUGACGAGAUGCAGAGAUUUUUACCUAAUCAUAUUUUGUUCUGCAUAAAUGUGUUUGAUUGCUCACUGCAAAAAUUAGCAGACAUUUGAGUAUGAAUGAGUAAGGAUGAGGCCUUCAGGAAUAAAGAACAUAGCAGCUAAGAUGUGUUAUGUACAGUAUGUGCUCUGAAAAAAAAAGAUACAAGUUAUUGUAAAAAAAAACACAAAAACAAAAACCGUGAUGCACAGGCAUGGCUUCUUAAUGUUUUCUGAUGGGAAAA
Messenger RNA from Tinamus guttatus (white-throated tinamou), 2232 nucleotides. NCBI's taxonomy places the organism in Eukaryota, Metazoa, Chordata, Aves, Tinamiformes, Tinamidae. The record is from RefSeq and is a predicted model, not a curated record.